Messenger RNA from Rhagoletis pomonella (apple maggot), 11256 nucleotides. RefSeq lists its product as uncharacterized. The record is from RefSeq and is a predicted model, not a curated record. NCBI's taxonomy places the organism in Eukaryota, Metazoa, Arthropoda, Insecta, Diptera, Tephritidae.
UACUGGUGCGAAAUAAUGCAACUCUGCUCAAAACAAAGUUUGCAGCAACACUAACGAACGACGAUAAACGACGAAUAGAGAACGAAGCACAGAACGAGGAAAUUUCACACAUCCGAGGAAAAAGGGAAAAUUAAACAAUAGGAAGUUUUGUAAGUGCAUAAACUGAUCAAAAUAUUAGAAUAUAAUAAGUUUUACAUCAGUCGAAACAUAUACAAUUAAAAAAACAUAUAGUGCUGAAGUGCAAGGAUCAUUUGAAAAUUUGAUGGGAAGUGAACUCGCUCUGUGCAACUGAGGUUUUAGGCAGCGGCGGCCGAGUGAAAGUGUCGCGGAAAUUCUGGGCUUCGUCUGCCCGCCCUGCUUUGCGCUGUUUUUAUGCGCUUUUAACGGCCUCUGCUACUGAACACAAAUUUGCAGCGAACGAUUUUGUAAGCACAGAAAAUGAAAAAUGCAAAUAGCGGAUGAAGUGCAUAGAAAAUAACAGAAAAGUGUACAAAAAAGGCAAGUGCUUUUGUGGAAGAUUUGUAUGGUGGAGAAUACGGAAAUUAAGCAGCGAAUACCAACCGAACAAGUUAACGAGCAAUUGGCGCGUGCGAACAAACUUUAACUAAUCAAAUAAUUUUAUUUUACCCUGAAUAACGCCGUUGUAUUGUAUCAGAAACGAAGUUAUGUGUAUAAACAUUUGUAUUGAAUAAGAAUUGUAUUAAUCUAGUUGGAAACAGACAGCUAUUAAGGAGGCCAAUUAAAUGCGCCGACGUCCGUUGCAUUCAUCCCAUCGUGGAGAUUACCAAGUGUGAGGGCGUAAGGUCGACACCAUCAUUGUAGAUGCCGCGGCUAUUGUAGCGUCAUCAAUUCAAUUGAAAUUAAACUGUGCUGGUGCAGUUGUAUUGCCACUGCAACAAAAGUACAAUUCUAGCAGGAUAACUGAUGGAAGCACGAAAGGCAAAAGAGCUACGAGUGCGAGUGCGACGUAUCAAAGUGAACUCUUCCACCUGCAGCCCAACCACUGCCCCGAUUGCUUAUGGCACUUCAACGUCAAGCCAGCCAACAGCUAUUGACGGAAUGGAAACAGAAGCUCCUUCAACCAGCAAAAGUACGGUAGUGCCCUCAAACAGUUCCUCGCCAUCAACUUCCGAUGGUGAUGAUUUCGCUACCGUGCAUUUUAAGCUGGCAGCCGCGUUGGAGGCUGCCGCCGCACAUGCAACUGGCAGCGGGCCGGGUGCUCACCUACUCGACUGGCAAAGUAUGAAAUCGGCACUCAUCGCUGAGGCAAACUCAACGUUAAAACUCAAGAGUUCUAGCGAACAGAAGUCGGAUGAUGAUGGGGCCGAACCACGUGACUCCGAUGCGGAACCCUUAGAUUCUUUAGCCGCUGAAACGCAAUUGGGCGGCGUGCUAUUAAAACCGCGGCAAGAUAGUGACAGCAGCAGUACAAGUUCCAGUGACGAGGACGACGACGUGCCUGAGAUAUUGCUGGUUUCACCAGAACCACAUGCAGACACUAUGGAUGCGGAUCGUUCAAUGUUAUUGUCGAAAUUACCGUUUUCCGAUCCGGGAGUUUCCGUGCUGGAUGAUAAAAACCCAACGGCAGCAUUAUCGAAGAUACUCUCCUUACCGCCAUUUGAUCCGCAUGCACCACAUUUACAGGUGCAGCUGAUUAUCAAAAAUGUUGUUUCUCUCGCGCAAUUGAGCCAACGAGAAGACAAUGUUAUUGAGUUGGACAUUAAGAAGAGCCUUAUUGCGGAGUUUGCUAUCAGCAAAAAACAUCGCACACUCAGUCCAUUUAUGGAUGUAUCAAACAUACAUGUAAAACAUAGUAACGAUGAGUUCUUUACAUUUUGCUCAUGCAAAAAUUGUCUGAAGUAUCGUGAAAUUGUUAUACAUAUUAUGGUAGAGCAAUUCAAAACGGCGCAUAUGGUGGUCAUGUUGCUGGAUGUUUUAAUUAAGGCGUACGGGCCAAUGCUAAAAAACAGGACCGCUUACAAUAAGUUUGAAAAACUAUUGGACGCCAACAAAGAGAUCUAUUGGAUAGCUUGUGGCUUUGUCUAUAAUAAAAAGGCUGAACAUAUGGAUUUCAUAUAUGACGACUCGCUAUCAGACAAUAUGAUUUUCGUACUAUUUAGUUCCAUUCUUAUGGUGAACAAUCCUUUAUUGUUGCUGCAAAUAUUAGCCUUUCACGUCGAGUGCAUCGUUAAAGCAUACGCGGAAGGCUUCAUAGAAAUUGUGGAACCUGACAACAAUAAAAUACCCGCAGAGGAAAUGCUAACUUAUAUUUUGGACGGGUAUGAUGAUUUAUGCCGUAUAUCAGAACAGAUUUCAUGUUAUUUGUUUGCAUUUGAGAAUGAUUUUCUCCGCAAAUUUAACUUAACAUGGACACUGCUGUGUCAGCGUCUAUAUCAGCUUCAUGUUUACUCUACUCUCACCGACACUAUGCUGGCCUGUAUCAUAACUCUGAAAGAGGAUGAACUAACAUCGCGCCAUGCCGCACUUAUAAAAAAAUAUAUUCAAUUCGAUGACAAAAUGACAUGCGUUGAAAAGCGUUAUACAGAUGAUAUUUGGAACGAACUCAACAAAUUUAAUAUGUCUGAAACGGAACGCAAGCGUCGAAAGUGUUUACUUAAUGUGCAUCGCAUAUUCGAUACUGUCGUGCAGGACGCAAUCGCUUUCUCGUUGCAGGAAUUCGAUGAUGACAAUGAUUUCUAUGAUUUUCAAUGCCUAGAAAAUCGGCGCCUUGCCUGGCAAAAUAUAAUGGCAUACACGAAGAUGAAAUGGCCAGAUGGAUUUUUUAAGCCGCCUAAUACAUUGGUUUGCGAAGAUAAGUGCAAGAAAUGCAAUGUGCUGUUGGAGUACCACCAAGAGAACUGCAAAUGCAUAACGUGUUCUAUCGCUGGAGGCCCACUGACACCUCGACGAUAUUCGGAUCAAAUCUGCUACAAGUGUAUGGCACAAGCCCUAAUCGAAAAAGAAGUUAAUCUGUACGAAUCUAAAAUUAUAAAUGCUUGCACAAGUGAUGACUUUUUGACAUAUAUCAAAACACGCGGCAAGCGAAAGGGUACGCUAGAAGAGUUGGGCGAAGAAGUUUGUGCUACCUUGCCAGCCAUUAAGGGAAAAGUUGAUGACACAAUCGAGUUGGGUCAAUAUCAUGUGGCAUGGGCUGUUUUUCAACACUUUAAUAAUCGAAAACGUUAUAAACAUGCAACUAUUGAUGAAAAAUAUUUUUGCAAAGAUUGCACGAGUCCGGCCUGUCUGUUAGCUCGCAAAAUACUCAACAACGAAGUGGCGCAUACUCUUUCUCUACAUUUGGUGCAAUACUAUCAGCAGCUAUCAAUGAGUAUCGAAGAACUUCGUGCUAUACUGCCAAACAUUAUGUUCUACAAUCGAAAAAUGAUUGCUUUCAACAUUGGUUUUGAUUUGACCGAUGUACAUGAUCUUGUAGUAAAGAUCUACUGGACAUUCAUUAUUUCACUUUAUGCGAGAUAUUUCAUGGAGUUCGAUCUUAAGUGUCCAUUGAAUUUAAACUACUUUGAGUUGUCAAGCAAUGACAUAAAGCUUUGCAUGGAUCAACUAGAAGGCAGCAAGGACGAUACUAAAUUCGUAAAAUUUUUGGACAAAAUUAAGAGUUUGUCGCCGUUCAAAAGCCAAGUUGAAUCUGAUUUUGCGUUUACUGUUGAUAUUCAUACUGAAGAGAUUCAAAAGAAGUUGGAUGAGCUUCUCAAUUUCGAAGAUAACCAAAGCAGUCCGCCAUUAAAUGAGCAGGUCGCACCACCCGUUAGCAAUAUCGAGCCAGCGACUGUGGUUGAAGAUCAUCCCAAAAAGAAUUGCAAAGAAAAAUUAAAGAAAUGAGUGCAAUCACGCUCGUAUGAACGAGACGCGCGAUAGGCUACGCAAAAAGUUGUCGCAGCUGGUAAAUGCGCGCAAAAAUAUGAAAGCUGCAGCAUCCGCAGCAGCUACUGGUGAUCAGCAGCAGCCGCCAACGCAGCCAGAGGCGACACCAAGCACCAGCACUAAACAGCCACCUUCAUUGAAGGCGGUAGCAAAAGCAGCGGCAGCAGCUACCGCCGCCAAUUCCAAACCGCAUAGUACUACUGGUAACAAAUUGGAGGACGAUGACGACAGCUUAGUGUGUUUAAGUACAUUGUGCAAGCGUAUUAGCCAUUUGCAUAUGAAUGCAACAUCCGUCGCUGGGCAAGCGGCGCAGUCUACAACAGCCUCGGCCCCUACAGCAACGCAAAGUGCUGUGGGUAAAAAAGCUACUUCGUCGGCGGCGACGGCAACAGGUUCAUCCGGAACUCCACCGGCAAAGAAGCCUGCAAAUUCGGGACCGAAUGCUGCUGCCUGGGAGGCGGCGAAUCGUGAGGUCAACAGCACCAGAGGCGCUAGUACCAAAAACGCUGCAGGUGGAAGUGAUAAGGGCGGUGGCAGCACUUCACGAGAUUUGAGUGUGCUCAGUGUAUAUCUAAACAGCUAUUCGAAAGAGUUCCUAGAUAAUUAUUCACGCGAUCAAUCGAAAGUACGCAAAUGGAUAAACGAAACACUGAGCUACAUCGAAGGGGGCCCUAGCGGAAGCAAUGGCACCGGUAAAAAGGCUCAACCGCAACCCACUAACCCGAAGAAGGCUGCUAAAAAAGCAAAACAAAAGCAACGCAAAGAGGAAGAAAAGCGUAUAACGGAACUGCAGGAUUUGCGUGGCCAAUUUCAUGAUAUCUAUUUCAAGGAAUUCACUGACAAACAGAAAUUGAAACUGCUAAAGUCUAGUAAGAAACGCGACAAGAAGCAAAUCGCUGACCUCGAGACGAACAUCAAAAAGCUGCAACGUGCAAAAGCAAAAGUAGAAACUGUGAUAUUGGAGUUGAUUGCCACUUUAAAACAGACCAACGCUGAAUUUAGAUUUUCUUAUUUGCCGACAAAGGAACAACAAAUAGAAAAGUUAAAAUCAAUCGAAGAGAAUGCAACUACAGGUACCGGAAGUAGCGCAAGCGCAUGCGCCAAUGCCAGUACAAACGCAAAUUUGCCCUCCACAUCCGCCAAUGCCAAUGGUGGCAUUAACAACCUGAAUGUUGCUUCUGGCAUUGCGCAGGGCAAUAAUAACUACACGCUGCCAUCUGCGUUUGCUCAUGCCAAUGUGCCAGGGGCUACUUUUUCUCCCUAUCAAAUAGACUUCCAGUCGUCACAAAGCGGCGCGCUAAAUGCCGGCGCUGCCACGGCGGGCUAUGGCAUGAUACGCACACCCCUGCCAGCACCCAUGUGCUAUGCGCCACCACCGCAUCAAACACUCUCCCCCGAUGUGGUUGCUGCAAUGGCGGCCAACGCCGCUUGCAACUCAAAUGCGGACCCCUCUAAACGUAUUGUCACAAUACGCCGCGUUAACUUGCCAAACGUGCCGGAACCACGCGUCACGGUCACCGCCAAGGGUAGCUCGCCAGAUAAGGAUAAGUUGCUCUACACAUUCGUCAAUGGGCAGCUGGUGCCAACUACCGCGCCGCCAAUGACGCAACUUCCCAUACAGCAGUUAUCGAAUGUCACAGAGCCGCGCGUCACUAUAAGUACAAAGGCCAGUCCUGCAGACAAAGAUAAGUUGCUAUACACGUUCAUCAAUGGACAAAUGGUGCCAACUUCGGCCCCGCCAAUGACGCAAUUGCCCUUACAGCAAAUACCGUUGCCACUGCCAAUGCAAGCGCCGCCACCACCACCGCCCAUUGUCGCCAGUGAAAUUCCGGCGUCACUAGCAAUACCACCACCACCUCUGUCUAAAACGCAACUGAAAAAGGAGCGACGCAGAGCGGCAAAAUUGGCAGCUGAGGAGGCGGCAGUUGCUGCUGAAGAAGAACUACUACGGCAAGAGCAAGCGCGUGCGCGCCUGGAGAAAUCGAACAGUCAGCAAAAAGCGGGCAAGAAGUCUAAGCCGAAAGCGGUCGAAGCUGUGGAACAGCGGGAUGUAGCCGCAAUGCCCAAUUCAAAAUCAAAGAGGAAUUCUAGCAGGAAUGUCGUUACGCCCUCGGCAUCAACUACAUCCGUAUCCACAGCAGAAGCGGUCGAAGGGGCACCUAAGAAUGCUGGGAAAGCAGCAACACAUGCGGUGCAACGCCGUUCAGCUUCCACAACUACUUCAUGCUCUGCAGCCACAUCGCUAUCAGCUACUCCAGUCAAUAGUCAAAUGAAUACGCGCGAAAACUCUGUAAGCAGUCAUAAACCGGGCGCAUCGGGAGCUGAAGGAGGAAAGAAAGGCAAAUUGGCAACGCAGCAACAGAAGACUCAAAGUCAGGUUCAAAAGCCGGCAGCAUCACAAAAGAAACAGAAAGCAGCAAGUAAACAGCUUCAGCAAAAGGACAUUCAAGAGCAAUCGAGUAAGGGCAACGGAGGCAAUAAAAAAAUGGAUGAACCGAAGAAAAUAGAGAGGGCGCCAACCCCUCCGCCAGAGCCAACAGCAAUAGUGGAAGAUGACGCUGAAUUGAAAGAGCGAAAGAAGCGCAGAAAGGAGCGAGUACGCCGCACAAGGCUCGUUGACAACGGACAAUUUGACAAUAACCCUUUUGCUACAUUGCAUACGCAAGACUCAGACUCAGAUUGGGACUCAGCUUUAUCAAGCUUGGGUGAGGAGGAUAACGAAACAGACUCAGAAAAUCUGCAGCAACAAAAACAAGUUGCCGCUGUGCAGCAAAAGACAACCGUACAACCGCCUUCAUCUAAAUCCAAGAAUACUCCAAAAGCAACACCGGCUCAAGCGCCUAAACCGGAGCCGACGAUUCCCACCGCGGCGGCGGCAAACACCACAUCUGUUGUCCCGAAGGCUAAAAGUAAGGUGAACGAGCCGAAUAUAAAAGAAAAUCGUAACGCUAAUCAACAAAACGCAAGACAACAGAACAAGCGAGGCCAACAUGAACAACGAAGGGAUGAUGUUGUCAACAAGAAACAACAACAACAACCACCGUCACAAAUACCACAGAAACCGCAGCAGCAGCAAAUGGCGCAACCAAAAAAUCGCCCAGCGACGCAAUCACAACGCAGGGGCGAUAAAGACAGAGAGCGUGAACUUGAUCGGGAACAGUUUAACGCGAAAGGAAAGCCAAAGGGUAAGGAAAAUGUGCAAACAAGUCAAGGUAGCAAACAUGUUAGCGGAGGUGGAGGAGGAGGCAGAGUGGUUAGUAGUGUUUCACACCGCGAACUACCUUCAAAAUCGGGCCGUCAAUCCUCUCGGCAGCAAAAGACUACUGACACCGGAUCCCAAAAGCAAACACAGCCGCAGGGACAGUUACAAGAUCCGCCACGAACCAGGGGAGGGCGUGGCAGUAGAGGAGGGGGUGGCGGUAACGGAGGUGGCGACGGUGGGGGAAGCGAUUCACGGCCGAAACGUGGUGGCGGGCGCUAUGAGCGCAGCGGACGUGGUUCAGGUGGUGGUGGUGGAAACGGCAACCAAAAUUCCAAUCGUCAUUCUGCCGAGCCCAGUCAACAAAUGUCAGGCUCCGGUGCUGAGAGUAAACCACUCUCCAAGCGCGCACAGCGACAAGCGCAACGUAAUAAAAAAUUCCAAAAGCAACAACAUCUGCAUCACAAUUAUGAGGAUUGCGGAGCUGGCAUACCGAACAAUAUGGGCUACUUCAACCCAGACGAAGUUGUGAUACCACCAUCGCCUCAGCCAGUCUUGCAGCAGCAACAACAACAACAGUAUAACAACUUACCCCAACAGCUACAAGCGCUGCACAUUGGUGGCAAUCUAAGUGUUAAAGUAAACGGUCAACCACCGAUGCAACCCAGUUACGCGAGUGUAAGUAAUGGCAGCAAUAAUGGCGGCUACCAAGGCAUGGUGCCCGCUCUAAGCAUAAUGGACCAGCUAAAUCGAGGUGUUCAAGUAGAAAACCUCUCACUGCCACCCGGCAUCACGCUCACUAAGGUGGAUCCUGUGAAGAGCGAGCAACUGCGUCAAAAAUCAGAGUCUAUACGUAAAUUGUCGAAACCGUUACAACAACAGGCGCAACAGUCGCAAUCAUUCCAUCACAAAGCUGGUGCGACGAUAAUCGCACCAGGUGGCAAUUACUUUGGUGCUGCACCAUAUGCUGGCGUUGCUGCUGCAGCCGCUGCUCUGGAGCAGAGCGGCAUCAUUAUGGUAGAGGCAAAUCCAGCCAGUGGCAAUAACAAAAAAGACCAUACAAAAUCAGGUGUUGGUGGUGGCCAGGCGCCGCCCAGUGGCAAACCAUCGAAGAGUAAGAAACGGCGUAACAAAUCAAAGCAAGAAAGCAAUGCACGCGCUGCUGCCGCCGCUCAAGCUGCUGCAAACGCUAUCGGCAGUGUUGGUGAUAGUGGAGCAGCUCAGAAUGCCAACGGACAGCCGAAAAUGAUAACGUUACGCAAUCCGAUGUUUCACGGUGGAGCGGCAAGCGCUGCCGCAACCAUACUACAGCAACAACCGGGAUUAAUACCAGGUCGUCCUACAGGCGGUUUACCGCUAGCAGCACCUAUACCGAUGGAUCAGCCAGCUGCCAUAAUCAAGAAUGAGAAUGGCAUGUUCACAAUACGGAACCCGGCGCUUCAUCAAGCAGUUACGAGUGGUCUAGCCUUGGGUGGUUAUCGGCAAUUCGGUAAUGUAAGCUAUUAUACGCCACAAGAAGCUGCCGCCGAGGCUGUUAGAGCAAAUCAACUGCAGCAACAACAAAACGCUACCAAUCAAGUGAUUGCGACAAACCACAAUGGAGACGGCAGUAGCACAUCGUCCUCAUCGGCCUUUUCAUAUUUCUCGAAUACCAGCUCGAAUGCAAGCAGCGGUAAUGCGCCAGGCUCCUCGUCUUCGUCGGCCGGCAGUGUCGGUGCCAGUACAAUUGGCAACACACAUAACACCAUCAGUAUUAGUUGUACCAGCAUAGACGAGCACGGGGGCAGCACAUCUUUAACUGGUAGUGGUGGCGGCUUGACCGGUGACGCAGCUGUAAUUGCACGACCGUCGCCACAACCAAAAUGCAUAUCUGCCAUUGGUAGUGAAAUAAAGAACGCACAACAGCAAAAGCAGAAAUGUAAAGAGAGCACGCCGCAGUGGCCUUCGUUCGUAGGUCAGGAGCUGCAAAAUCCUGGAAUGCCGGGAGCAGAAAAUUUGGCAGCAGCGGCGGCAACUUACCUCGGCAGUGCAGGAAAUGGUUGUGUUACCAAUGCCGGUAAUAGCGGUGUUGGGGUUGGUGCUUCCGUUGGUGGUGGCGGUGCAGGUACUGGUAGCUGUUUAACUACUGCCUCACUGCAAGAGAAAUACCAGCAGUCUAGCUAUUAUAACGGUUUUGUAGACGUUUUCCCACCAGCAGCACAAAGUAAUAGCAGUCAAAUAUCAACACCAGGUGCUCAUUCCAGCAAUACUGGUUCGCUCUUUGAUGGCGGUGCUGACUGCCUACAUCAUCAUAAUUGUGGUGAGGACUCACCGCCACCCACCAUAACCGGUUAUAAUUCAUAUUUGGAUGGUAUAACUAAUACGGGUGUUAUACGUUAUGAUGACGCAUCAUUCUUGAAGAAUUUAAUACCUGGGCAAAAUCUAAGCAGUGAGGUGUCCAUUCAUAAUAUAAACGACUCGAAUUUUACACGAAAUACAACAUCACCGGUGGCACAUCGUGUGGAAAUUACGCCGGUCUACCGCAGUAGACCGACGUCAACGACUACGAAUAUAUACGAACAUUGCGCAACAUCAUCAUCGCUUACACAGAGCGCAUUGAGCGAACAGCAGGCUAAAUAUCAUCCGAAUGUCGUGGCUAAUUACAAUGAGACUUUGGCUGAUUUCGGUAGUGACGCUGGUAGCAUCUUUGCAUCUAACAAUCUUGUUAAUUUGAAUGAGCUCGACGCAGGCAGUGCUGGCACUGAGUCCGAUGUUGAAUCCUAUCAGCGUUACAAUUAUGAAUACGAGAAUCAACAGCAGCAGCAGCAACAACAGCAAAAGGCAAUACUUGACCUGAACGAGCUGCUAAUCAAAAAGAGUUCACAUAGCCCACAUGCGCAAUCCGCUUCACCAUACCUAGACGAAGCGGCAAUGGACAGUUUUGUGCAGAAUAUCAGUACGUUACAAAUAUCAACAUCAGCAGAUGAGCAAUGUGGUGGCCAUAUGAAUGGAAAUGGCGGUGGUAGUAAUGGUAAUGGCAGCGGUAGUGCUGGUGGCGCCAAUGUGCCGAGCAAUACUGCUACAACAACGACGGCGAAUGGUUGGUGGUAAAGGAAAUGUCUUUCGUUUUCACUGUCGCCCGAUGUGCGGAUGUAAUGUCCAUUCUAACAAAACUGCACAGCCGACAACAUAUUGCAAUACAUGUCCUAACAUAAAUAUACAUAACAUUUAAAAACACAUGAGCGCGUAUUGUUCAUGUUAAAUCUACCAUUAAAGUCUUAAAUUGUCAAUUUAAGUAAAACGUCAAAAUGUCAAAUGAAUUAAGCUGCUUCAGUUGCGCUGUUGUGUGGGUAUGACAGCCCGUCGGUCAUUCAUAGAAUGGCGUGCUAAUGAGUUGUCGCAGCCCUGAUUUAAAACUAAUAUUAAAACAUAUUCCAUAUUGAAAAGAAACUUUGUCAUAUUUUAAAAAUGCAUAUUAAAAAAUUUGAAAAUACAAAAGCUGCAGUAAAAGAUUGUACAUGUAAUUAAAACUACAAUGCGAGUUCUAUACAUACAUACAUACUUUGAAAUACACUAUAAAAACUAAACAUAGAUUAAAAAAAAAAAAACAAUUAUUUUUCUUUUGUAUGUGUUUGUGGCUUAUCCACAACGCAUUUAAGGAUAUCUGAAAGUUUUAACGAUUUCAACAUCACUCACACGAGCUGGCAAUCGGGAUCAUACAAAAACAUUUGACUCAAGUGAAAAAAAAUAUAAGGCACGAGGUAUGUACAUAUGUGCGUAAAUUGCUUAUAUUUAACGGCUAACGACACGUAAAUACACACAUAUACAAAAGCUAUUGUAUGUAGAUGCGUUAAGCGAAGUAAUGAAAUCCACGCAUAUGAGUACUUCCAGACGAUCCAGAGCAAAGCAGCGUAGAGUUCAACGGCAUACAUUGGCGCCUAAGAAUUCGUUUUAAAUAAUAUACAUACAUACAUAUUAAAAAAUGAACUUUUUGCGCUUUUAUGCAAGACUUUUUGUUUUUCGAUUUUAUUUCAGCUAUUGACGACAACUGAAAUUGCAAUUAUAAAACAAAAAACAACUGAAACACAAAUCGAUGAUUAUAGUAAUCAAAUUAAAAAGUAAUUUUUAAACGUUCAAACGCAAAUCAUGAACAUGAUGAACGAUGUAAAUAAUAAAUGUGAUGUAUUAACUAUGCA